Messenger RNA from Clunio marinus, 1238 nucleotides. The record is from the annotation of a GenBank genome assembly. Lineage: Eukaryota; Metazoa; Arthropoda; Insecta; Diptera; Chironomidae.
GAAAUAGCCUCAUAGUUAAUAUUGGACUGAGUGAUUUGACUGUUUCGAUUGUCAUUAUUCCCAUUUCUAUCGUAAGCUUGCUAGCCAUGAAUAAAAGUGAAGAAUUGACACCAUUAUCAGUUUGCAAAUUUCAAUGGUUUUUAGCUGCUUGCACGUUUUUGAUUAGCGUUUUGACUUUGGCUGUGACAUCGAUAGAAAACUACAUGAGACUUUGUACUUCUCAAGAAGGCCCCCAAUGGUUUGGUCGAUCAAAUGUGACCGCAAUUAUUAUCCUGAUUUGGUUCAUUGGAUGUGUCGCCUCGAUUAUUCAUUGUACUUACAAUGUCAGCUUUGAUUAUUGCAAUAGGAAAAGAAGCAAACCUUUGUUGCCCUUUGAAACAGGUUUAAUGGUCAUCCUAAUUGUACUUCCAAUUCUCAUCACAUUACUUGUUCACAUUCGAGUAAUUAUCGAUGCUAAGAAAUUUAUGAGUCAGCCAACAUUCAAAGCAACUGCAAUGUACAAAGCUGAUGUUUCAUUAGUUCGGAGUAAUUUUUAUUGUUUUAUAUUUUUUAUUUUAUGCUGGUUACCAUAUUCUAUUGUUUUCGGAAUAUCUAACUCAAACUCAACUCAUCAUAUCAGCGACAAAACAUUUUAUUGCACCGCAUGGUUAGGAUUAUCAAAAUCCUGUGUUAGCAAUAUCAUUUACUGCUUUACGAAUCGUCAUUUUCGAACUGCUUAUGUGAAACUUUUUAAUUAUUGUUGUUGUAAAACAACUGUAACGACAGCAAGACGACGUCAGCAAGAUACAACAGGUAGAUCAGACGUGAGAGUACACAUUAUUCCAGGAUACAACAUGUAUUCCUAUACAAGUCCACAGCGAUCUGGAAAUCAUUCUGAAAUUUAGUUCUAAACUUUCUUAAUUAAAAUUUAUGAUCUACUUUUGGUUCAAGUAUUACAAAACUUCUGAGACAAUGGCAAAGUCCUAAAACCGAAAAGCUACCUAGAUGGUCAUUCAUUUAAUGUCGUUCAAGAUGCUAUAUAACAGAACGUUCAUAAGUUAAGAUGAGUGUAAUGUGAAAUAAAAAUUUUAUGUAUGAUUGGGAAUUUUCAAGGAUAAAAUACAACAACAGAAAUUAACUUUUCAAUAUUGAAAUUCCGGUUUGGAUCUAUUUAUCUAAGUACAUUUCCCAUAUUAAGCAAUCUCAUGUUUAUUUUUUUAUGUUUGUUUAAGAAAUGAAAGGGAUCUCAAAUAAGAUAA